Molecule: messenger RNA, 1358 nt
Organism: Fukomys damarensis (Damara mole-rat)
Lineage: Eukaryota; Metazoa; Chordata; Mammalia; Rodentia; Bathyergidae
Product: ankyrin repeat domain-containing protein 26
Exons: 8
Coding region: 234-1358 (374 amino acids)
Source: RefSeq, a predicted model, not a curated record
UGGAACUUGCUUUCCAGAGAGCAAGGGAUGAAUGGGCUCGUUUACAGGACAAGCUGAAUUUUGAUCUAUCUAACUUAAAAGAUACCAAUGAGAUGCUUUCCCAACAGCUUUCUCAAGCUGAAUGAAAAUUCAGUAGCUUAGAAGUUGAGCUCCAUCAUACAAGAGAUGCUCUUUGAGAAAAGAUUUCAGCCUUAGAACAGGCACAGAGAGAGCAAAACCAAGCACUGUGUCAAAUGAAGGAAAUUAAACGCAUGCACCAGAAUGAACAAAUCAAAGUGAAUACAUGCAUGCAAAGGCAGGAAUCUCUAGAAGAGAGAUUAUCUCAACUUCAACAUGAAGAUGCGUUGCUUCGAAAACACUUGGAUGAUGCUCACAAGAAAGUGGACGAUAAAGAAAAGCCAGCAAUUAUUAUCCAAGACCAGUUUCAAGAGGAGCUUAAAAAACAAUAUUCCAUGCUGGAAGACAAAAAUAAUGAGUUAAUCAAAGAAAAUAAUCAUUUAAAGGAAAGACUAUGUCAGUGUGAAACGGAGAAAGCAGAAAAUGUAGUUGUGAGAUACCUUCAACAAGGACUGGCUGACACCCUAAAAAAGCAGUCUGUGUCAGAGGCUUCCCUGGAAAAUUCAUCACAUUAUCACAUGAAGUUAGAAGAUGAGAAUUGGGAUUUAAAGAAGAAAUUAAGUCAAAUCAGAAAACAAUUGGAAGAUCAACAGAAUGCACACAUAGAAGUGCUGUGGCAUGCUAAGAAGAUGCAAGAACAUAUACAAAAGCUUGAACUUGAAAAUUCCAGGCUAAAGUGUAAAGUAAAUACGCAACCAGGGAAAACUGAACAGCUUCAGAAGAACCCAUUAAGGGCAAAUUUGUCUGAAGGUGAUAAAGAACAAUUAAAUACACUUACUGAGUCAAUAGAAUAUCUGGAAUAUACUUUGAAGAAAAAUGAGGAAUUGCAAAAUGAGCUAACUAGAUUGAAACAAGUGCCUACUACAUGGAGGUCUUCAAGUAGUUGUUCUCUUUCCUCAGCCUCCCUGGUCUCUGGAAUUACAGUUCCUAUCAUUGGAAUCCAUGGUGCCUGUCUUGUGAGUGGGCCUGCUUUUCGCAGUGCAGCUCAAGUGCAGCCAAGUUUCUGUACAUUAGAUCUUUCCUUCACACCACCAAAAAGCCAGAGAUUUGAUACCAACAAAACCCAUGAGCCAGAUAAAUACAGUCUUUUACAAGGGCCAAAAGCAGAGAAGAAAAAUUUGAAAAACUUACUUUGUGGCCGGGAAGGAACCACAUUAGGAGGUGUGGACAAAGGAAGUGUGGUGGCUGAAGAGAUGACCACAAUUAAACUCUUAGCUGUGAGCCCCUUAAAAAACAAAUGA